UCAGCCCCAUAUCAGCCCCAUAUCAGCCCUGUAUCCUCCCAUUGCCCCCAUUCCCAGCCCUGUGCUCCCUAUUUGGGGUCUGACCCCCCUCUGUGCCCCAUAGUGAACGUGGUGGAGGCGCUGCAGGAGUUUUGGCAGAUGAAACAGUCGCGUGGGGCCGAGCUGAAGAACGGGGCCCUGGUGGUGUAUGAGAUGGUCCCGGCCAACAGCCCCCCCUACGUCUGCUACGUCACACUGCCCGGGGGGAGCUGCUUCGGCAGCUUCCAGGUACGGCUGGAACUGUGGGGUGGGCCUGAGCUCCCCGUGCUCUGCAGCUCCUCGUGCUGUCAACCCCUUGCAGCUCCUCUGGUUGUUGCAGCACUGACGGUGCUGCAGCCGGUUGCUGCUGUUGUUGCAUCUCUGCUCUUUCAGGGCAACCAGGACGAGGCCGACAACCCCAACACCGGCAUCGGCGCCUUCCGCUUCAUGCUGGAGUCCAACAAGGGCAAAUCCAUGCUGGAGUUCCAGGAGCUGAUGACGGUGUUCCAGCUGCUGCAUUGGAACGGCAGCCUGAAGGCCAUGCGGGAGCGGCAGUGCUCGCGGCAGGUGAGUCGUGCAGCCGUGCAGCCAUGCAACGGCGCAUCAAAUCAGCUGCUCCUGUUCAUUCACUGCCUUCAGUAUUGACCACCCCAUUGACCCCCUGACCAUCCCAUUAACCCCCUGGUCAU
Molecule: messenger RNA, 707 nt
Organism: Coturnix japonica (Japanese quail)
Lineage: Eukaryota; Metazoa; Chordata; Aves; Galliformes; Phasianidae
Source: RefSeq, a predicted model, not a curated record